AUGUGUUGGAAUGAAUUUAAAGGAGCAGUUGUGGCUCGAGAUUUUCAUGAUUUAAAAAACCUAGGAAGUUUGAUACUAGAUGGAAGUUCUAAUCUGGAAAAUGAUUUCUUUCAAAGUAUUGGAGAUUUGACUUCUUUGAAAGUUUUGUCACUUUUCGAAUGUUACAUAAAUGGCACACUUCCUGCAGUUGAUUGGUUUAAGCUGAAUAAGCUGGAAGAGUUAGAUCUAUCCUAUAAUCACUUCGAAGGAUUACUUCCGUCGUCUUUUGUAAACAUGACAUCUCUUCGAACGCUGAAAUUAUCUUAUAAUUACUUCAUUGGAAAUUUUGCUUCUAACCUUGCAAGUCUUACUUCACUUGAAUAUUUUGGUUUCGAAGAAAACCAAUUUGAGGUACCUAUUUCUUUUACACCAUUUGCCAAUCAUUCAAAUCUUAAGUUCAUUUAUGGUGAUGGCAACAAAGUCAUCAUGGACUCAUUGUCCCCUUUGCAAAAUUGGAUUCCGAAAUUUCAAUUACAAGUACUUAGUUUGUCAUCAACAACAGACACAAAUUCUAUUCCUUUCCCCAAGUUUCUUCUUUACCAAUAUAACAUAACUAGUCUGGAUUUUACCAGUUGCAAGUUGGAUGGGGAAUUUCCUAACUGGCUGUUGAAAAAUAACACACAAUUGGAAGUCAUUAGUGUCAGAAAUUGCUCUUUUAGUGGUAAUUUUGAGGUACCAUCACGUCCUCUUCUUAAGAUAACGACGAUUGAUGUGUCUGACAAUUUCAUAACUGGUCAAAUACUUGGCAGCAACAUCAGUUCAAUCUUUCCGAAUUUGAUAGUUCUGAACAUGUCUAUAAAUGACAUCCAAGGUUCAAUCCCUCGUGAAUUCAGCCAAAUGCACUUUUUGGAUACAUUGGAUCUUUCUGACAACAAUUUUUCACGAGAAAUACCGAAAAACAUAUCGACUUUGAAGUAUUUGGAAGAGUUGUAUUUGGACGGAAAUAGUCUUUCUGGAAGUAUAGAUAGUUUUUCUAUCACAUCGUUGGCGACCAUGGAUCUAAGCAAUAAUCAUUUAGUGGGAAAUUUACCAAGUGUGAUGGGAAAUUUUUCGAGGUUGACCGAGCUUUCAUUGUCAAACAAUAAUCUGGGAGGAUCUAUUUCAACAAGAUUUGUGGAACUGAACGCUCUGGAAUAUCUUGACAUCUCAGGAAAUAAUUUCUCUGGUUUUUUACCGUCUUUUGCUAAUUCUUUCGUGAAAUUCGUCCACAUGAGCAAUAAUAGGUUUACUGGCUUGUCCAAAUCGACAUUCAGCAGAUCUUCAUUGAUGAUUCUUGACCUAAGUUACAAUAGAAUAACCAGUAAAAUUCAAGACAUGAUAUUGGAUCUUGAAAAUUCAUCAUUGAACAUUCUCAUAUUGAAAGGGAAUAACUUUUCAGGUCAUAUACCACAACAUGUAUGCCAAUUGAAAGAACUAUUUAUACUAGACCUUUCAUCUAAUAAUCUUUCUGGUUUGUUACCCAGUUGCUUGGGUAAAAUGCCUUUUGUGGACGAGAACUUUAAAGAAUUAAGUCUUACUGGUGAUUUUUAUUCUAGGUGGGGGGAUACAUAUCCAAAUGUGAAACAAAAGGUGAACUUUACUACAAAGAAAACAUCCUACACUUACAAAGGGGAUAUCCUUGGUUAUAUGUCUGGCAUUGAUUUAUCCAAUAACAAAUUAACUGGGAAUAUUCCAUCUGAAUUUGGAAACUUGACAAGAAUCAAAGCAUUGAACUUGUCCUACAAUGAUUUAAUUGGACAAAUUCCAGCUUCAUUUUCCAAUUUGGUACAAAUAGAGAGUUUGGAUCUUUCUUUUAACAAAUUGAGUGGUAAAAUUCCUCCUCAAAUAAGUAGAUUGUCUUUUGUUGCCGUAUUUAGUGUAGCACAUAACAACUUAACUGGUGAAACACCAGAGCGGAAAGGUCAGUUUAUUACGUUUGAUGAAAGCAGUUAUGAAGGUAAUGCUUUUCUUUGUGGACCGCCACUGCCAAGAAGUUGCAAUCCUUAUAUACAACCACAUGCUAUUUCACCAAAUAAUUCUCACACUGAUGGCGGCAAUUGCAGUUUCAUUGACAUAUUUGUUUUUUGGAUAAGUUUUGGUGUGUCAUGCACAUCGACAGUCCUGGUAAUUGUAGCAAUUCUCUAUAUUAAUCCUUACUGGAGACGAAGAUGGUUCUAUAAUAUAGAAUUUGUGUGUACAAAUUGUUACUACUUUAUUGAGGACAUGGUUUUGCUCAAGUUUUCAAAUAAAAGAACAUAUCCAAAUGUGAAACAAAAGGUGAACUUUACUACAAAGAAAACAUCCUACACUUACAAAGGGGAUAUCCUUGGUUAUAUGUCUGGCAUUGAUUUAUCCAAUAACAAAUUAACUGGGAAUAUUCCAUCUGAAUUUGGAAACUUGACAAGAAUCAAAGCAUUGAACUUGUCCUACAAUGAUUUAAUUGGACAAAUUCCAGCUUCAUUUUCCAAUUUGGUACAAAUAGAGAGUUUGGAUCUUUCUUUUAACAAAUUGAGUGGUAAAAUUCCUCCUCAAAUAAGUAGAUUGUCUUUUGUUGCCGUAUUUAGUGUAGCACAUAACAACUUAACUGGUGAAACACCAGAGCGGAAAGGUCAGUUUAUUACGUUUGAUGAAAGCAGUUAUGAAGGUAAUGCUUUUCUUUGUGGACCGCCACUGCCAAGAAGUUGCAAUCCUUAUAUACAACCACAUGCUAUUUCACCAAAUAAUUCUCACACUGAUGGCGGCAAUUGCAGUUUCAUUGACAUAUUUGUUUUUUGGAUAAGUUUUGGUGUGUCAUGCACAUCGACAGUCCUGGUAAUUGUAGCAAUUCUCUAUAUUAAUCCUUACUGGAGACGAAGAUGGUUCUAUAAUAUAGAAUUUGUGUGUACAAAUUGUUACUACUUUAUUGAGGACAUGGUUUUGCUCAAGUUUUCAAAUAAAAGAAGUACAUAACAUGUCACCUUGUGAUAAUGAUAUGACUAAGUGAGAUGUAAAACA
Vigna umbellata (rice bean) is the source of this 3012-nucleotide messenger RNA. The record is from RefSeq and is a predicted model, not a curated record. NCBI's taxonomy places the organism in Eukaryota, Viridiplantae, Streptophyta, Magnoliopsida, Fabales, Fabaceae.